Messenger RNA from Peromyscus maniculatus bairdii (prairie deer mouse), 3626 nucleotides. It is a transcript of the gene Niban2, whose product is annotated as niban apoptosis regulator 2. Lineage: Eukaryota; Metazoa; Chordata; Mammalia; Rodentia; Cricetidae. The record is from RefSeq and is a predicted model, not a curated record.
CGCGGCGGGGAUCGCGGUGGGAGCGGAGCGGAGCCCGGGCGGCUGCGGGGCUGCGGGGCUGCAGAGCGGCGGGAGCGGGGCCUGCGGACUCCAUGGCGCCAGCGGCGUCCGUCUGAGUAGCGGGGGCGGAUCCGGCCGCGGCUUCUCCUCGCCAUGGGAGACGUGCUGUCCACACACCUGGAUGACGCGCGGCGCCAGCACAUCGCAGAGAAAACUGAGAAGAUCCUGAGAGAGUUCCUCCGUUUCUACGAGGACCAAUAUGGUGUCUCCCUCUUCAACAGCAUGCGCCAUGAGAUCGAGGGCACCGGUCCACCACAGGCGCAGCUGCUCUGGCGCAAGGUGCCCCUGGAUGAACGCAUCAUCUUCUCUGGGAACCUUUUCCAGUACCAGGAGGACAAUAAGAAGUGGAGGAAUCGCUUCAGCCUGGUGCCCCACAACUAUGGGCUGGUGCUGUACGAGAACAAAGUGGCCUAUGAGCGGCAGAUGCCACCCAGAGCUGUCAUUAACAGUGCAGGCUACAAAGUUCUCACCUCUGUAGACCAGUACCUGGAGCUUGUUGGCAAUUCCCUACCAGGGACCACAUCGAAAUCGGGCUCCACGCCCAUCCUCAAGUGCCCCACGCAGUUCCCGCUGGUCCUGUGGCAUCCUUAUGCCCGUCACUACUACUUCUGCAUGAUGACGGCAGCCGAACAGGACAAAUGGCAGGCCGUGCUUCAGGAUUGCGUCCGACACUGCAACAAUGGGAUCCCUGAGAACUCGAAGGUGGAGGGCCCUGCAUUUACCGAUGCCAUCCGCAUGUACCGCCAGUCGAAGGAGCAGUACGGCACCUGGGAAAUGCUGUGUGGGAAUGAGGUGCAGAUCCUAAGCAAUCUGGUGAUGGAGGAGCUGGGCCCAGCGCUGAAGGCAGAGCUUGGCCCCCGGCUAAAGGGGAAGCCACAAGAGCGACAGCGACAGUGGAUCCAGAUCUCAGAUGCCGUAUACCGGCUGGUGUUUGAGCAGGCCAAGGUGCACUUUGAGGAGGUGCUCUCUAAGCUGCAGCUGGCCCGGCCGGCCAUGGAGGCAGUCAUCCGCACUGACAUGGAUCAGAUCAUCACCUCCAAGGAGCACCUGGCUAGCAAGAUCCGGGCCUUCAUCCUUCCCAAGGCGGAGGUGUGUGUGAGGAACCACGUCCAGCCCUACAUCCCGUCCAUCCUAGAGGCCCUGAUGGUGCCCACCAGCCAGGGCUUCACUGAGGUGCGGGAUGUCUUCUUCAAAGAAGUCACAGACAUGAAUCUGAACGUGAUCAACGAAGGGGGCAUUGACAAGUUGGGCGAGUACAUGGAGAAGCUGUCUCAGCUGGCCUACCACCCCCUGAAGAUGCAGAGCUGUUACGAGAAGAUGCAGCCUCUGCGGCUGGAUGGGCUGCAGCAGCGCUUUGACGUGUCUAGCACAUCUGUGUUCAAGCAGCGAGCCCAGAUCCACAUGCGAGAGCAAAUGGACAAUGCUGUGUACACCUUCGAAACCCUCCUGCACCAGGAGCUGGGGAAGGGGCCUACCAAGGAGGAGCUGUGCAAGUCCAUCCAGCGGAUUCUGGAGCGGGUGCUGAAGAAAUACGACUACGACAGCAGUUCUGUGCGCAAGAGGUUCUUCCGGGAGGCGCUGCUGCAGAUCACCAUUCCCUUUCUGCUCAAAAAGCUGGCCCCCACCUGCAAGUCGGAGCUGCCACGCUUCCAGGAACUGAUCUUUGAGGACUUCGCCAGGUUCAUCUUGGUGGAGAACACCUACGAGGAGGUGGUGCUGCAGACGGUCAUGAAGGACAUCCUGCAGGCUGUGAAGGAGGCCGCCGUGCAGCGCAAACACAACCUCUACCGGGACAGCAUGGUUCUGCAUAACAGUGACCCCAACCUACACCUGCUGGCCGAGGGUGCACCCAUCGACUGGGGCGAACAGUAUGGCGACAGCGGUGAUGGCAGUGACAGUGGGGGCAGCCCCAGCCCCUGCCCUUCUGAAGCAGCCAACCUCACAGAAAAGCGCAGGCGUGCCAAGCAGGUGGUGUCCGUGGUCCAGGACGAGGAGUCAGGGCUGCCCUUUGAGGCUGGCUCUGAACCACCUUCACCUGCAUCCCCGGACAGUGUCGCCGAGCUCCGAGGUCUGCUGGCCCAGGAUCUGCAGGCUGAGAGCCCCCCACCAGCCAGCCCCCUUCUCAAUGGGGCCCCUGUCCAGGAGAGCCCCCAGCCCAUGGCAGUCCUUGAGGCCUCCUCACCGCCAGCCUCGCCCCUUGGGCAUCUCCCACCUGGAAAGGGUAUGGACAUUGAGCCCCCGAAGCCCAGUGACCAGGAGACCGGGGAGCAGGUGUCCAGUCCUGGUCGCCGUCCUCCCAUCCACACCACCGAGGACAGCGCGGGUGUGCAGACAGAGUUCUAGGCCCUGCCCCCGGGCUUCUGUUGGACACUGCACUGGGCCGCCUCUCCUUGGGCACUGUAGCCUCAUGUCUGGGGAGGGGUACCCCAGCCUGUGCCUUGUGGGGGAGGUGGCUGGGGUGGUGUGGCACCUGCAGGGGGCUGGCUUACCCAAGUCACCCUAUGGGGUUCAAUAUACCUGUUACUGCCCUGUUCUCUGUGGGCUGGUCUCCAAUGCUAUGUCUGAUUUCAAGGGCUUCCUCUUUGUGCAAGGGGCUGGUGACCCCCUCCUUCCUCCGUCACCUGUUUCCCUCAUGGUGGUUCUUGUGUCUUUGGAUGGAGAUGGUGAAAGCGUUGGUGCUGUUCCUGAAGCCGGUGAACUCUGUCAUCUCACUCUGGGGCUCCUUGGCACCAAGGUGGCGAGGAAGGGGUGGGGCCCGGUCUGUCUCAGCCCUCCCUGCAGGCCCCAAGACCAGACAGACUGCUGUCACUGGCCUCUCUGCUAGCUGCUGCUGUAGGAGGGUGGGGCUUGGGGUUUUGCAGGGGAGAGAUGCAAGGGGCCUGAGAUGGGGUGAGAAAGGCCCAGAAUGUGGUAGUCUGUGCAGGGGAAGUGUCCUGAGUGGGGGAGCUUGGGAGUGUCCGACGGAGGCCGGAUGGAGACGUGAAGAAAGUGUCUGAAAGCUGGAGAAUCUCGGGUGCUCGCCGCUCCUGUCUGCCUGGCCCCCCCACCCCCACUUUGGGCUGACAGCUGCUCAUUGGCAGAGCCUGGAUGUGGGCUAUUCGCCCUGCUCUUCCAAGGUACUCACUACCUGCCAGGAAGCUGGCGGGGCUCCCGAGGGACACCGAGGGCCGUGGCUUUCUGAGACACUGUUGAAGACAGCCUCUGAGCCCACUCUAACCCUGACAAUUCCAGACCCCUCUUCCAACGUCCUUGUGAGCCAUAUGGGUUUGUCCCCUUGGUCAUGAUGGUCACACCAAGCAAGGAUGACUGAUACAUGACCCUCACCUUGGGCCUCUGCAGACUCGGAUGCUGGGGUUGGGAGAGCAAGGCAGACAGGCCUCUUCAAGGCCCCUAGGAUGUGGCUGGCGCGCAGGGACACCAGUCCCCCGGCCUACUCAGUUGUGUCACUAAUUCCUUCCAAUGUCCUCUAGUGCCUUGGGGUUUCCAUCGCCCUUCAGAUAUGGUAUGAAGAAUCUAUGCAAACUGUGUAAGCUUUGCUCAUCAAUAAACGCUUUAUUUAAAGCUCA